Molecule: messenger RNA, 9480 nt
Organism: Eimeria acervulina
Lineage: Eukaryota; Apicomplexa; Conoidasida; Eucoccidiorida; Eimeriidae
Exons: 2
Coding region: 1-9480 (3159 amino acids)
Source: RefSeq, a predicted model, not a curated record
AUGGGUGAGGUUGCGGACGUGGCGGACUUGAGGUGCGGCAGCACCGUCACCUUCCCUGCUGCUUCUCCUUCUGCUGUUGCUGCCUCGCCAGCAGCAGCGAGAACAAGCGCAGCAGCAGCAGCAGUACCCGGACCAGCAGCAGCAGCAGCAGCAGGUUGCGCAGCAGAUGGAGGGGAGGAGACGUGGCACUUUGUGGUGCAGUCUUCUCACAGCACCUUCAUUCUUUCUGUCUGCCCUAGGGGCCCCUCCCCGCUCUUUAUUCAGGUGUAUAGGCAGCUGGGGGCCCUAAGGGAGGCUGUAGCUGCUGCUGCAGUGCCGUUGUCUUUCCCUGUAGCAGCAGCAGCAGCAAAACGGACGCCACCUCUGACGGAAGAAGAAGGAGCAGCAGUUACACUGCCUUCAGCAGCAGGAGAAUUGCAAUAUGCUUCAGCAGCAUCGUCUGCAGCCUCAGCAGCAACAGCUGCAGCAGCCGCAGCAGCGGCAGCAGGGAAGGGUAAAGAGGAAUUCUGCUGUCUGGAGAGCAUAAGAGGCCUUACCAGGGCCCCCCACGUCUUCUCCUGGGCAGGCGAUGCUGCUGCGUGGCUGGAGACUACUCCUGCUGCUGCUGGUGCUGCUGCUGCUGAGGCUCAGCACGCGCUCACUCCCCCUUGCCGCAGGCCUGCUGCUGCUGCUGCUGCGCUGCUGCUGCUCGGGCAAAGCUCCUCGCCCUUGGCGAGCCAUACACAGUUGCUGCUCGUCACGUUGCAGCAGCAGCAACACCAGCAGCAGCAGCAGGAGCAACGGCAGCAACAGCAGCAAGCGGCGCAACUGGCGCUGCUGCCUGUACAUGUACUGGGAGCGGAAAGAAGCAGCACCAGCACUGAAGCUACCACAGCCGAUCAGUACCUGAGCAGCAGCAGCAGCAACAGCAGCAGCAGCAGCAUAUCAGUUGUAGAUGCGAAGGAGUUUGUAGGGUGGUCUGCCGUGGCCUGCGGCGGCCACGGAAGCAGUUGGGCGGGGCAGCACGCAGCAGCAGCAGCAGCAGCAGCAGCCGCAGCAGCAGCAGCAGUAGCGGGAGCUGAUUCAGGAGCCGCAGCAACAGCAGCAGCAGCAGCAGCAGCAGCAGAGGCUUUGCUUGGUGGGUGUCCUUGGGUAUUUGUUUUUGGGGGGCAGUGCCGCGACGCCUUCGGCCGAUGGAGCUUCAACCCUGAUGCCUUUUUGCUGCUGCCUGUACACCGCAGUGUGCUGCGCCCAGCAGCAGCAGCAGCAGCAGCAGCAGCACAAGAACAAGCAGAAGCCCCAACACACAACUCCCCUGCUUCUGCAGCGCCCCUGCACUCUGAUGCUCCUGCUGAUGCUGCGGAAGAUGUAGCCUUGCCAGCCUCUGCCGCAGCAGCAGCAGCAGCAGGAGCAGCAGCAGGCAACACAGCAGCAGCAACUCAGGGGUGGACGUGGGUUGGGUUGGGGCGAGACGUAGGAGGCACGCUGCUGCAGCGCUCUGGUGGUGCUGCUGCUGCUGUCAGCAUUGGCAGCAAAGCGGAGCUGCUGCUGCUGAACGGGGGCAGCAUCGUUGCACAGCAGCAGCAGCAGCAGCAACAACAGCAGCAACAGCAACAUCAGCAGCAGCGCGGCAGCUCCAAGUUUAAUCAGAAUAUGCAGUGCGUGCUCACCGAUACAACUGUGGCGUUGUUGCUGUCGCUGCGAAGCGCAGCAGCAGCAGCAGCACCGGCAGCAGCAGGAGCAGCAGCAGGAGCAGCAGUAGAUGUUCUGCCUCUCCUUGAGACUCAGGAGUUAAAGCUGGUUAUGUCGGGGCCACUGCCUGCGGCUCGAAUGGGGCACUCGAUGACGGCCUUGCGGCGAUGCGGCGGAGGCUGCAGCUUUUUUAUUUUCGGUGGAGUUGGCGCUGAAGGGAGGCCCCUCACAGACGUAUGGGAACUCCGGCUGUCUAUACACCCGGACAGCAGCAGCAGCAGCAGCAGCAGCAGCGGACUGCUGGUGUGUAGAGGACAGUGGCAGCAGCUAAACGUAGACGGCGGAGGUGUUGCAAGGCCGCUCACGGAAACAGCUUCGCUGCAGCAGGACAGGAAGCAACGGCAGCAGCAGCAGCAGCAGAAGACGCUGCAGCUGCAGCUGACUCCAAAGGCCAGCAGAAGAAGUAAUACGAGUGCCACUGACAGUAGCAGCUGCAGCAGCAGCAGCAGCAGCACAUAUGCUUUGCAGCCUCUUAUGUUUCCUUCUCUAGCGGCAUUCGAAGCCCACAGCUGUUCGUGUGCUGCGCCGUCGGCGCUCCCGUUGCAGCAGCAGCAGCAGCAGCAGCAGCAGGUACAGGUACAGCCUUUUCCCAAUGGCGCAGCAACGGAUAACAGCUGCUGCAGCUGCUGCAGCUGCUGCGGCUGCUGCAGCUGCUGUGCAGCAACCAGCGGCAUUUCGUCAAUGUGCUGCUGCUCUCAGCAGGCGGAGGCCCACCGCAGCAGCAGCAGCUGCAGCAGCUGCAACAGCAGCAGCAGCAGCAGCAGCAGUGCUGAUGUGAGUCUGCGCAUGCCGAGCCACCAUUGGAUGCUGUUUAUUUGCGGAGGCUUCAGGGUUCCUGCUGCUGCUGCUGGUGUUGCUGCUGUUGCUGCUGCCAGCCAACGCCGUCCUUCCCCGCGAGCUGCGCAUACGGCAGCAGCAGCAGCUGCAGCAGCUGACAGCAGCGCAGCAGCAGCAGCUAAAAGCCCGCAUAGGGAAGGCAGCGUCGCCAGGAAGGGCUCCGUGCUGCGGCGGUGUAGAUCUGUGGGGCGCAGGACCUUCAUCUGUCUCUGUUUCAAUCAGCAGCAGCAGGAGCAGCAGCAGGUAGGCUGGCUGCAGCAGCAGCUCCUGCAGCAUGAGCUGCAGCCGCUGCUGCUACAACCGAGGCAGCUUCUGCAGCAGAAAAAGAAAGUGCCGCUGUAUGGGGACUCCGCCAAAUGCCUCAAGCAGCACAGCAAUGCCGAUGCUGCUGCUGCUGUUGCUGCCGCUGACAGGGAAGCAGCAGCAGCUGCAGCAGCACCAGGACCAGCACUAGAAGCAGAAGCAGCUACAGAAGCACCUGUCUGUAGUGGGAACCAUCUUGCGAGUGGCCCUACAGCACGCCUAAGCAGCAGCAGCAGCAGCAGCAGCAGCAGCAGUGACGGCGGUGCCCGUUUGGAGGGCCAGGCAGCAAACGUUGGUGCUGUAAGCAACAACAGCAGCAGCGGCGGCAGCAACAGCAGCGGCAACGACAACAACAGCAACAGCGACAGCAACAGCAGCAGCGCUGAUAGACGCAGCAGCAAUGAUAGCAACAGAGACAGCCGCAGCAGCAGCAAGGACAGCCACUACAGCAACAGAGACAGCAGCGGCAGCAGCAAGGACAGCCGCAGCAGCAGCGAGGAUAGCCGCAGCAGCAGCGAAGAGAGCCGCAGCAGCAGGAACGAGAACAGCAGCAACAGCACCGACAGCAGCAACAACAACGGGCCCAGCAAGAGUAACGGCAGCAGCAACCACAGCAGCAACCCUAGAGACUGCAGCAGCCGCAGCAGCAGCAGCAGCAGCAGCAAACAGACUACCACCGCGCCCUUUGACCUCUGGUCUAUCGGCAGUGGCAGAGGAGAUGGGGAGACUGAAGACGGCGAGUUGCUUCCCUGUGCUGCAGAAGACCCUCCUGCUGCUGCUGCUGCUGCUGCUGCAGCAAGAGCAGCAAACUCAGAAACGGCUAACCACGUAGCAGCUUCAAUGACGGCUGUUCCUGGUGCUGCACCGGCCAGGCAGCAGGGAGAGACGCAUGGAGGCGCCGCUGCUGCUGCUGCUGCCUUGCCACGGCAGCAGCAACAGCAGCAACAGCAGCAGCAACAGCAGCAGCAGGGAGGGGGGGGAGGACGCAUGGCGUCUGUAUUGGAGCGGCUGCGGAAGAAGCUGCGCGACAAACCGUCAGGAGCAGCAGCAGAAACAGCAGCAGCAGCAGAAGCAACAACAAGAGCGGCAGUAGCAGCAGGCGGUGCAAUAUGGGGUUCUAUGGCGACUUCAGGCGGCGCAGCAACAGCAGCAACAGCAGCAACAGCAGCACCAGCAGCACAGGGUAGGCCUGGAGGCAGUGCUGCAGAUGCUAGCUCGCCAGAUACACCAGCAGGACAAGAAGCAGAAGCAGCAGCAGCAGAUGCAGACGCUCUGGGAGCCGGCAAUGGGGGAUCUUCUUUGCUGCAGCUGCUGCACAGCAACCCUUCUUGGCCUCAUGCUGCUGCAUGUGCUGCAGCAGCAGGGGCAGCAGCAGCAGAAGCCGGAGUGCCAGAAGCAGCAACGCCUACAGCAACAACAACAGCAACAACAGCAGCAACAGCACAUGCAGGGGGUAAGAUGGCCACACCAGAAGCUGAGAAGCCUGGAGAGCCGCCGGGUUUGCUGCAGAAGCCCCCCAGCAGCAGCAGCAGCAGCGGGAGAUUGAGUUUCAGGCUUCAGAAGAGUCCUGCUGCAGCGCAACACAUUCGCCGCUGCAAGGCGCUGCUGCUGGAGGAGUUAGAAGAGGGCCAGGAGUUGGUGCUGCCACCUGAGUGGCAGCGGCAACUGCAGCAGCAGCUGCAGCAGCUGCAGCAGCAACAGCAGCAGCAGCAGCUAAUGCGCCCCCCACCGCCCCAGUGGGCACCAGCUCCAAAAGCUCCCCAGCAGCACACGUGGCAGCAGCAGCAGCAGCAGCAGCACCAGAAGCAGCAGCAGCAGCAGUCGCAUCACCGGCACCCGCAGCAACUGCAGCAGCCGCAGCAACUGCAGCAGCAGCAGCAGCAGCCGCAGCAGCAGCUGCAUCACCGCCAGCCGCAGCAUGUGCAGCAACAGCAGCAGCUGCAUCACCGGCAGCCGCAACAAGCGCAGCAGCAACAACACCAGCAGCAGCUGCAUCACCGUAAACCGCACCAGCUGCAGCAGCAUAUGCAGUCAAUACAGCAGCAUCCACAGCAACCGCAGAUGCAGCAGCAACAGCAGCAGCAGCAGCAACAGCUGCAGCCUUGGCAGCAGCAACAAGACCCUCAAGCUGGCCGCUUCUUUCUUGAGAUCCCUCCGCCUCCGGGCCUGCAGCAACUGCAGCAGCUGCUACCAGCUUCGCAUCCCGCCGCCGCUGCAGCAGCAGCAGCCGCAGCAGCAGCAGCAGCAGAAGCCGCAGAUAGCCACCGUCUGCCCACUGGCCCCUCAGCUCCUGCUGCAGUGCAUGCAGCGGUUGCUGCUGCUGCUGCUGCAGCCGCUGCUGCUGCUUCUAUGCCAGCUGCUCCACCCGCCUCGAACUGGUUUAGCUGCCCUAUGCAGCAGCAGCAGCAGCAGCUGCUUUUUCCUACUCCUCAGCAGCAGCAGCAGCAACAACAACAAGUUCUUCUGACGCCUCAGCAACAGCAACAACAGCAGCAGCACUUGCCCCAACAGCAAGGCCAGCAGCAACGGAACCAACAGCAGAGGCGGCUACCUAUGCCUCAACAGCAGCAGCAGCAGCAGCAACAACAACAAAUGCACCAGCAGGUACAGCCCCAGCACCAGAAAGCCUAUCAGCAACAAAUGCAGCAGCAGCAAAUACAGCAGCAGCAGCAGAUCCAUCCGCAUCAGCAACAAGUGCAGCCGCAACAGCAACGCCAGCAGCAGCAACAGCAGCAGCCACGUGAGGAGACAGCGGGGAGUUCCCAGUCAUUGAGGCCUCCCUGGAGGCGAAUGCAGUUGGCUCAGCACCCCACUGAGUUGCUGCAGCAGCAGCAGAAAGCUGUUGCUGCUGCUUCGGGAGGAGCACCAGCAAUUGCUGCUGCUGCUGCUGGUGCUGCUAGCGGACAGCAACACAGCAGCUCCUUGCUGCUUCCAGUACCGCCGCCCCCUCCUGCGUUGGCGGCAGCCUUGCUGCACCACCGCCAGCUCUCUAGCAGCAGCUGCGAGGCAGAGCAGCAGCAGCAGCAGCAGCAGCAGCAGAAGCAGAGGCAGAAGGUGCCUGUGAACAUAAGACUACUGCUGCAGAAGGGCCAUGCGCUGCUGCUGCAGCUGGCAGCAGAGGCUCGCCUAGAUGGUGACGCCUUUCUUAAAGAGUUCUGCUGCUUCUGGGGCAGCCGCACAAGCAGCAGCAGCAGCAGCAGUAGCAGCAGCAGCAGACAAGGUAGGAGCACGAGCCGCAAAGACAGCAGCGCGAAUACUGCUGCUGCAGCGCUUCAGUUGGGGCUGCCGGGUAGCAGCAACUCAGGCGUAUUGGAUGAAUGCAGCAGCUGCAGCAGCAGGAGCAGCAGACACAGCAGCAGCAGCGGCAGCAGCGGCAGCACCGGAAGCAGCAGCGGCAGCAGCAGCAAGCGCGCCAGCGGGAGGAGCAAGAAACAGAGACGCAGGAGCAGCAGCGGCAGCCUCAGCAGCAAAAGCAUGCACAGCAGCCGCAGCAGCAUCAGCAGAAGACGCAACAGCAGCAGCACCAAAUGCGCCGGAGCUCGCCUCUCACGACACAAACAGAGCAGCAGGAAGCAUCUGUCUUCUAGGAGAAGCAGAAAGAGCAGCAGCAGCAGCAGCAGCAGCAACAGCAGCAGCAGCAGUCCCGCGAGGCGUGCAGCAGCUGAUAGAAGGGGCCGCAGCGCGUCCGUCUCUCGCAGGAAGCAUCAGAACCGCAGCAGCAGCAACAGCAGCAACAGCAGCAGCAGCAGGAGGAGGAAAAGCAGCAGCAGCAGCAGCAAACGGCACAGACGACACCGGAAGAGUAAAAGCAAUCGAAGCCGCUGCAGCUCGCAGGUUCAUUCCAGGGGGCGGCGGCAGCAGCAGCAGCAGCAGCAGCAGCAGCACAAGCACCAAUUUCAGACGCGGAAGGAGCAAGAGGACUUGUUGGCCUUCCCGCAGCUGCAGCAGCAGCAACAGCAGCAAGAGCAGCAAGAGCAGCAGCAGCAGCUUCUGCUGCACCCUCUGCUGCCUCAGCCUUUUGCAGAAGCUACAAGGCACUUGGCUACCCCAGAAGCGUCAGCGCAGCUUGCUGCUGCUUUCCCUCCACCUGCUGCUGCUGCUGCUGCUGCUGCUGCUGCUGCAGCAGCAGCAUCUGAAGGGAGGGGAAUGAGGGGCUCUGUCUCUCUCUCUGAUAUCCCGUUGAACGGACUCCAAGAAGAAAGAAAGCAUCACUUGAAGCAGGAGGAGCAGCAGCAACUGGUGUCUCCCAGCAGCAGCAGCAGCAGCAGAAGUAGCAGCGGCAGCAGGAGCAGCAGCAGCAGCAGCAGCAAGAGGAUAAAGAGCCUCAAAAGAGGAAGAAGAAAUAAGGGGGCUUCAAGGCGACAAACAUCGCUAAAAAAACAAAAUAAAAGAAGAAGACUCGAUGGGCAAAAAUCAAAUGCAAAGCGCAUGCACCGCUCGCGGAGGAUCCGCAGCAGCAGCAGCAGCAGCAGCAGCAGCAUCAGAAGCAGCAGCAGCAGAAGCAAGGGCGGCAGAAGCGGCAAGCGACCCAGAAGCAGAGGCAGCAAGCGACACAUAAGUAGCAGCAGCAAGCGGAUAGGCCGCACCAGCAGCAAGCGGCCAAGCAGCAGCAUCAGCAAGCGGCCAAGCAGCAGCAUCAGCAAGCGGCCAAGCAGCAGCAGCAGCAGCAGCAAGCAGCUUAGCAGCAGCAGCAGCAGCAGCAAGCUUCUCAGCAGCAGAAGGAUUCCGCAUCCGCAACUGAGCCCCCAGGUGCUGCACCGCCGAAACCGGCGCAGCAGCAGCAGGCACAGCAGUAGCAGCAGAAGCAGCAGCAGAAGCAGCAGCAGCAUAAGCCGCAGCAGAAGAGGCAGCGGCAACGGAACCAGCAGCCGCGCGCUGCAGCAGUACAAUAACAUCGCAGACCCGGUUAUAAAACGCAGCAGCCGCAGCGGCUCCCGCAGCAGCCUAGCGAGCAGCAGCAACAGCAGCAACAGCAGCAACAGCAGCAGCAACGGGGUAUAUCCACACAGCGAAAUUGGCGGAGGUGAGCAGCUGCAGCAGCACAGGCUGCGGCAGCUGCUGCAGCUUCGCCGGCAGCAGCAAGAACAUCAGAGACAGCAGGAGCAGCAGAGACAGCAAUGGCAGCAGCUGCAGCAGCAACAGCAGCAGCAGCAUCAGCAGCAAAUGGCCGCAGGGCAGCAGCUCGAGGGCCCACCGCUUCUGAUGCAUGCAGCAGAGACGCACUUUCCCCUGCCGCAGCAGCAGCAGCUGCUGCGGCUGGCGGAGAAUUACCCGCACCAUUACACGUAUGAGCAGCAGGAGCAGCAGCAGCAACAUCAGCAGGAACAGGAGCAGCUCCAGCAGCAGCAGCAGCAGCAGCAAGAGCUGCUCAAGCAGCAGCUGCAGGUGCAGCAGCUCGCUGAACGCAUGGGGCGUCUUAGGAGGGAGAAGAUCCGGCAGAGGUGGCAGCAGCGCCUCACAAAGGCAUUUGAAGGCUCUGCUGCUGCUUCUGCUGCAGCUGCUUCUGCUGCUGCUGCUCCUGACAUGCUGGACAGUCCGCCGCUGCCCCCAGAAAGCAGCUCCGAGGCUUCGGUGAAAUCUGAAUUGAAUUCACGCGUCCCUUCUGCUGCUGCUGCUGCUGCUGGUUCUGCUGCUGGUGCUGCUGCAGCUGUUGCAGCCCAAGGGUCGCACCUGUACCCCUCGGCAGCACCUGCUGCUGUUGCUGCAGCUCCUGCUGUUGGUGCUGCUGCUGCUGCUGAUGCAGCGACAGAAGUGGAUGAAAUGCUGGCAUACUUCGAUGCGCUGCAGCAAGCAGGCGUGGUUCCUGCUGCUGACGAGCCGAUACUAGACCUGCAGCAGCAGGAGCAGCAGGAGCAGCAGCAGGAUCCAUGCAUGCUUGCUGCUGUUGCUGCUGCAGCAGACUCCUUACAGGAAAGCAACUCUUCUUUUCUGUUGCACCAAACGGAGACACCCCACGAGCAACUGCAGCACGAAGAGCAGCAGCAGCAGCAGCAGCAGCAAAGUGAUGCCGGGCUUCCAUCAGCAGUAACAGCACCGGGAGCAGCAGAACCUGCCGCAGCAGAAGUUGCAGCAGCAGCAGCAACAGCUGCUGCUGCUGCUGCUAUGCCUGUCAGGGGGGCAGACGCCUCAUCUCUCGCCAGCGACAGCCCGACAACGGCAGACAGCCAAUGCGAAACAACAGCAGCAACAGCAACAGCAACAGCAACAGCAGCAGCAACAGCAGCAACGGCAGCAACAGCAGCAACGGCAGCAGCAGACCUCAGCCAGUCGGAUACACUGCUUUCCCUUACAGCUGCACGCAACACACCUGAUGCUGCUGUUGCUGCUGCUGCUGCCUCUGCUGCUGGCAACGAGACUACGGAUGGCGCAGGGCAUAGUAUCCUUCCGCAAGAAUGCUCCUCUAGCAGCAGCAGCAACAGCAGCAGCAACAGCAGCAGCAACAGCGAGAGCAGCAGCAGCAACAGCGAGAGCAGCAGCAGCAGCAGCAACAGCAGCAGCAACAGCAAUGGCUUGCUGCUGCAGUCAGCGCUGCUAGCGGCACCACCUACGAAGCCAACGGGUUUCCUUCGUAUGCUGCGGGGCCUCAAGGAGAGAGCUGGCCGCUGCUGA